GACUGUCGGCCAGCUCCAGCUGCGUGCCGUGCGAACGGGAGACAUAACGGGAGUGGAGCAGCUGUUGCUUGCUGAUUGGGAAAUUAAACACACAAAAACACGAAAUUUGUGAGUUUCGUGUGGAGUUUGGCCAAGUGAAAAGAGAGUAGCUCUUGCGGCGCCACAACAAAUCACACGCAGUUGCGACACGAUACACUUGACUCCACCGCCGCACUCCAACAAAGUUUUUGUGACACAAUCGGGGAACUCACAGCAGUGCGACAGAGACGGGGCGAGCGGGCUAGCGAGGGGCAACUCAAGAGUUCAAAAUUUUCAGUUAAAUUCCGUCGUUCGAAAGACACACAAAAAGUGAUGCAAAUGCAGAAUGCCGCAAAUGCAGAGUGACGAAGAAGCGAUGCAAGUGUCCACGGUGCGCCUGCCCAUUGUGGGCAUGACCUGCCAGUCGUGCGUGCGCAACAUUCAGGAGCACAUUGGCCAAAAGUCCGGCAUCCUGGACAUACGCGUCAUCCUGGAGGAGCAGGCGGGCUACAUCGACUACGACCCACGCCAGACGGACCCCGUCCGGAUAGCCAGCGAUAUCGACGACAUGGGCUUCGAGUGCAGUUAUCCAGAACCAAUCCCCGCCAGCGGCGCCUGGACGAACAUCCGGGUGGUGGGCAUGACCUGCCAGUCGUGCGUGCGCAACAUCGAGGGCAACAUCGGCACCAAGCCGGGCAUCCAUUCGAUAGAGGUGCAGCUGGCGGCGAAGAAUGCCCGCGUCCAAUACGAUCCCGCCCAGUAUGAUCCCGCCCAGAUAGCCGAGCUCAUCGACGACAUGGGCUUCGAGGCGUCCGUGCAGGACGGCCAGCCAAGUCGAUCGCCCACACCCGCCUCGUCGCCCAAAAAGAGGAGCACAUCUCCCCCACAUCCGGCUCAGAAUGGUUCGACCGUGGCCAUUCCCGUGGAGCAGGAGUUCCUGACCAAGUGCUUCCUGCACAUUCGAGGCAUGACCUGCGCCAGCUGUGUGGCCGCCAUCGAGAAGCACUGCAAGAAGAUCUACGGCCUGGACAGCAUUCUGGUGGCCCUGCUCGCGGCCAAGGCGGAGGUCAAAUUCAAUGCAAAUGUCGUUACGGCGGAGAAUAUUGCGAAAUCCAUCACGGAGCUGGGCUUCCCCACCGAACUCAUCGAUGAGCCGGACAACGGCGAGGCCGAGGUGGAGCUGGAGAUCAUGGGCAUGACCUGCGCCUCCUGUGUCAACAAGAUCGAGAGUCAUGUGCUUAAAAUAAAGGGCGUGACCACCGCCUCCGUUACACUGCUAACCAAAAGAGGUAAAUUCCGCUACAGCACUGAGGACACGGGGCCGCGGAGCAUCUGCGAGGCAAUCGAGGGACUGGGCUUCGAGGCCAAGCUGAUGACGGGACGGGACAAGAUGGCCCACAGCUAUCUGGAGCACAAGGAGGAGAUCCGGAAGUGGCGCAACGCCUUCCUCGUCUCGCUGAUCUUCGGCGGACCCUGCAUGGUGGCCAUGAUCUACUUCAUGCUGGAGAUGAACGACAAGGGGCAUGCGAACAUGUGCUGCAUUGUGCCCGGCCUGUCGAUGGAGAAUCUGGUGAUGUUCCUGCUCUCCACACCCGUGCAAUUCUUCGGUGGCUUCCACUUCUACGUGCAGUCGUAUCGGGCGAUCAAGCACGGCACCACAAACAUGGACGUACUGAUCUCGAUGGUCACGACCAUAUCGUAUGUGUACUCCGUGGCGGUGGUGAUCGCAUCCGUACUGCUCGAGCAGAACAGCUCGCCACUGACCUUCUUCGACACGCCGCCCAUGCUGCUGAUCUUCAUUUCGCUUGGCCGCUGGCUGGAGCACAUUGCCAAGGGCAAAACCUCGGAGGCACUGUCCAAAUUGCUGUCCCUCAAGGCGGCCGAUGCCCUGCUGGUGGAGAUCUCGCCGGACUUCGAUAUCAUCAGCGAGAAGGUGAUAUCCGUGGACUAUGUGCAGCGUGGCGACAUCCUGAAGGUGAUACCGGGCGCCAAGGUUCCCGUGGACGGCAAGGUUCUCUACGGCCAUUCCAGUUGCGAUGAAUCGCUGAUCACCGGCGAAUCCAUGCCGGUGGCAAAGCGAAUGGGUUCCGUGGUCAUCGGCGGAUCCAUCAACCAGAACGGAGUGCUCCUGGUGGAGGCCACGCACACGGGUGAGAACACAACGCUGGCGCAGAUUGUGCGCUUGGUGGAGGAGGCGCAGACCAGUAAGGCGCCCAUACAGCAGCUGGCCGAUCGGAUCGCCGGCUACUUUGUGCCCUUCGUCGUGGUGGUGUCCAGCAUUACGCUGAUUGCCUGGAUCAUCAUUGGCUUUGCCAAUCCCAAUCUGGUGCCCGUGGCCAUGGAGCAUAAGAUGCACAUGGACCAGAACACUAUUAUCGUCAGUUAUGCCUUCAAGUGCGCCCUCAGUGUGCUGGCCAUUGCGUGUCCCUGUGCCCUCGGCCUGGCCACGCCCACCGCCGUCAUGGUGGCCACCGGAACGGGAGCCAUCAAUGGCGUCCUGGUGAAGGGUGCCACCGCCCUGGAGAAUGCCCAUAAGGUGAAGACUGUGGUCUUUGACAAGACGGGCACCAUCACCCACGGCACUCCGAUGACCAGCAAGGUCACCCUCUUCGUCCCAGCCCAAGUCUGCAGCCUGGCUCGAGCAUUGACGAUUGUGGGAGCCGCCGAACAGAACAGCGAGCAUCCGAUCGCCUCCGCCAUUGUGCACUUCGCCAAGGAAAUGCUGAAUGUGGGCGCCACUCCGCAGGCGGGUAGCUUUGGCAAGAGCAGCCAUUUCCAGGCCGUGCCUGGAUGUGGCAUCCGCGUGACCGUCUCCAAUUACGAGCAAACCCUGCGACAGGCCUGCAACGCCGAACGGAUCAUCAACUACGAAAACCUGCAUCGCGACCAUCCGCAGGGAUCGGUGUCCCUGGACAAUGGAGCCAGCAUCGAGCACUUGCUGCCGCAGCACAGCGUUCGCAAAUCCAUGGAGUUGAACCACCAGCAGUUGCUCUCCGACUUGGUCUUGGAACAGGAAGAGGAGCAGCAGCAGCAGCAGUUUGCUGCCACCGACCAGAAACUGAUCGAUGGCCCGGAGAUACUGGUGCUCAUCGGUAACCGGGAGUGGAUGCAGCGCAACGCCAUCGAGGUGCCGCUCGAGAUCAGCGAUUGCAUGACACACGAGGAGCGAAAGGGACACACCGCGGUGCUUUGCGCCCUCAACGGGCAGCUGGUGUGCAUGUUCGCCGUGUCCGACAUGGUCAAACCAGAGGCCCAUCUCGCCGUCUACACUCUCAAGCGGAUGGGCAUCGAUGUGGUGCUGCUCACGGGCGAUAACAAGAACACGGCUGCCAGCAUAGCUCGAGAGGUCGGCAUCCGAACGGUGUACGCGGAGGUGCUGCCGUCGCACAAGGUGGCCAAGAUCCAGCGGAUUCAGGCCAACGGCAUCCGCGUGGCCAUGGUGGGCGACGGGGUGAACGACAGUCCGGCGCUGGCGCAGGCGGAUGUGGGCAUAACGAUCGCCGCUGGCACGGAUGUGGCCGCCGAGGCCUCCGACAUUGUGCUGAUGCGCAACGAUCUGCUGGACGUGGUGGCCUGCCUGGACCUGUCCCGCUGCACGGUGCGCCGCAUCCGGUACAACUUCUUCUUCGCCAGCAUGUACAAUCUGUUGGGCAUUCCGCUGGCCAGCGGCCUGUUCGCUCCCUACGGCUUCACCCUGCUGCCGUGGAUGGCAUCGGUGGCCAUGGCCGCCAGUUCGGUGAGCGUGGUGUGCUCCUCGCUGCUGCUGAAGAUGUAUCGCAAGCCGACGGCAAAGACGCUGCGUACGGCGGAGUAUGAGGCGCAAUUGGCGGCGGAACGGGCCGGUGGCUCGGACUACGAGCUGGACAAGCUAUCGCUGCACCGUGGCCUGGACGACCUGCCCGAAAAGGGCAGGAUAGCCUUCAAGCGGUCCAGCAAUUCCCUGAUUUCGCGCAUUUUCAUGCACGGCAACGGGGGCGUCACCUCGCCGGAUGGCAAGCACGAGGAGGGACUGCUGGAUCCCGAGGAGCAGUACGGCGGUCGCACCAAGAUCGUGAGGAGUCGCUACCAUGGCAGUGACAGCACCGAGCUGCAGAAGCUGUGAGCAGCUCAACGAUGGCCACCAAUCAACAGGCGGAACCCCAAUCCAACCGAGGACCUCAACCAAACGACAAAUUUUCAGUGAAAUUGUUAGCGGACUUUAAAGAGAGAGCGAAUUAUAAAAACUAUGUACAUAUUUGCAGAUUAAUUGUUUUGACAAUGAAUAAGUAGUUCAAGGUAUAUCUUUGAUAUAUUCAAUUGGAUCUGAUACACAAGCUAAAGACAAGGGGAAAGUAUUCUCAGUAUGUAAAUAUAGCUGAAACAGGAAAUAUUUUAUUUAUAUUUUAAAUAUACUUUUUGAACAACUGAGAUGUCCGCUUUUUGUCACAUUUUCUUUCCUUUUCUUAAUUUGAGUUAAACAAACUUGAUUUAAUGAAUAUAUCAAAGAUUGCUUAAUGCGACUACUAAUUCUAGAACUUUUGUUCAAUGGCAAGUUUUCUAUUUUUCAAAAGAACCGAAACCGCACCGUCCUCCUUUUCUACACAGCCUAUUUGUUAUUUUCCCAUCUUUUUUUUAUACAACCAUUUUCUAUUCCCGCUUUAUUAUGCUCAUCAUAAAUACCCUUAUUAUUAUUAUUAUUAAUAUUAUUAUUAUUGUAUACAAACGAUUUUUUUUUUUGCGUUAUGAUCGUAAGUUAAAUAUUAUUAUUAAGUUCAACUGAACAAAGGCAAACGAGUCGCAGGCCAGGAGACAAAGCAAGACAUCAACCAUCAUUGAACUAUUGUUACUUAUUGUUAAUACGCAUUAUCAUACAUAUAUUCACACACGCAAAAGUAAAAUAAAUCAAAACCCAAAAGACGAAAAUCGAACAAUCGAACAACUGAACAACCGACCCCAUAUCGGCUUUAAAUCCUUGUUUGUGCAAUCCCAAGGGGAACAACUAAUUGGGCACAAGUGUUGAACAAAGGAAACAAAAAUUAAAGAAAACGAUAAACAUUCUUUAUAUGUAACAUUAGUGUUUAUACACAAAACGCAUUGUUAUUGUACAUAUGAAUAAAACGAGAAAAACGGAGAGAGCAGAAUCCCCAUACUGGCAAA
This is a messenger RNA of Drosophila elegans, 5154 nucleotides long. It is a transcript of the gene ATP7, whose product is annotated as copper-transporting ATPase 1. Lineage: Eukaryota; Metazoa; Arthropoda; Insecta; Diptera; Drosophilidae. The record is from RefSeq and is a predicted model, not a curated record. The transcript has 4 exons. Gene Ontology annotation, biological process: monoatomic cation transport; copper ion homeostasis. Gene Ontology annotation, molecular function: P-type divalent copper transporter activity; ATP binding; copper ion binding. Gene Ontology annotation, cellular component: trans-Golgi network; membrane; perinuclear region of cytoplasm. Bases 365 to 4120 code for a protein of 1251 amino acids.